This is a messenger RNA of Ostrinia furnacalis (Asian corn borer), 904 nucleotides long. RefSeq names its product extensin. The transcript has 6 exons. The record is from RefSeq and is a predicted model, not a curated record. Lineage: Eukaryota; Metazoa; Arthropoda; Insecta; Lepidoptera; Crambidae. Bases 128 to 643 code for a protein of 171 amino acids.
AUCGUUGUUUAUGGUGCGUUGUUUCUUCUGCGACUGCGUUGCAUAUCCAAAGCGAUUUCUUUGUAAAAUACGCAUCGAGACCAUUAGUGCAAACGUUUUAACUAAUAAUUAAACCGUAGUUUAUUAAAUGGCAGACAAAAAAGUCACACCGCCGCUCGGCGCCUACCCCCAACCCCAGCCGCCCCAGGGGCCAUUCCUGCCGGCGCCACCGCACCAGGCUGCGCCUCAGUAUGGAGUGGCAGGCGGGUCUCCGUACGGCGUGACCUUCGGCGGCGCGGGCGCGGGAGCCGGCGGAAUGUACGCACCGCCACCCUACGACCAGCUGCAGCACCACCAGGCCAUCCCGGCGCUCAGCCAGCAGCUGCCGAUGUAUAGCCCGGCAGCGGCGAUGUACGCGGCGGCGGCGGGCUAUCCGGGCUACAUUGGCUACCCGGUGCAGUACUACCCGUAUUACCCUACGGCCGCUGCUGUGCAGCCUUCCAUCCAGCCUCUGCGACCCACUAUCAUGAUUCCUAACGGUUUCGAAGCCGGCGGCCGCUUCGAGGGCCUGGCGCAGACGCUGCUGCCGCCCGCGCCGCCCGCCGUGCCGCCCUCGCCCGCGCACCUCGCCGCGCUCCAGCCGCACCAAGUGCUGUGGCGUUAAAAUCGAUCUGAAGACGGGCGAGCUAUCCCUACAGGCACCGAUGCAACAACGGUAACACACGGACAGAUUCACAUAUAAUUAUUAUAUAUACUUACUUAUACUAUUACUAUACAGGUUUCGACCACUUAUUCGUUGGUUCCCGUUCGACGUAACUGAAAACUAUUUUGGUUGCCAAACGAAAUAGUUUUAGGUAUAAAUUAUAAAUCUAUCGUUUGUGAAGAAUUUAAAGUAGUGUAGUGAUAUUCCAAUAUACAGUAUGUA